GUCUCAUUGUCUCGCUCUCUCUCCCCUAGGCUCCACGCUGCUACAGGGACAGGGCGUGGGAUCAGGUACAGGUUCACAGGGAUCCACCACGGCCUGGAUUUCUGCCAUUUGGACGCCUCUGUAGGUCCCAGAGAUGGAGGUCCAUGUGGUCUCCAUGAUGCUGUAGGUUCGGCUGAGGCGAGCAGUUCCUGUUACUAGACCCAAGUCUGGAGGACAUAGUUCCCCAAAUCACAGCCAAAGAAUCAACAGAUACAGCUAUUCCAUGCGAAAGAGCUGUUGUUCUCAAAAGGAUUGAGAAUAAACUGGACCGGUCUUCCUCAUCAAGCCUUGCUUAAACACCAUGGAAUGGCAAACCUUUGAUGGCUCUCUCCCCAACGGAGCAGUUUCCAUCUACAAUGAAUAUGCUAAACGCACCGACUACGUUUCCAAGUACGGAAGCCAGGCUGGCUUCUACAACCCUGACAUGGGUCCUGAAUGCCACUACCCCUAUGGAGAUAAAGAGCUUCUCGGCUCCCCGUUUGAGAUCCUGGUGAACAAAGACAACUUUGAGUUUUUGGAAUGGAAGGAUGGCUCCUACGGUUCAGUGCCAGAGAAUGCAGUCAAGACCGACUCGUACCAAGACAUAUAUGUUGGGAAGAACAAGUAUGGUCUUGGGAAGGUGCAUGCUAAACAUGAGGCCUUCUUCCUUCCCUGGAAAGGUUCUGAGCAGUGGUACAAGCACUACCAGGUCCUGACCGUUAACAAAGACAUAAUCAGCGAGCAGGUCUCUGAUGUCAAGUACAAGACUGAUGGGGUUAAUAUCUUUAAGUAUCCUCCAGAGACCAUGAACAAGACUACACUCAUCAACAAGGACCGCCAGGAAGUGACAGAGACCACUACCCUCUCAAAGACAAAUGAAGAAGAGCAAAGGUGGGACACCAGCUUUUCCUUCACUGUGGGCGUCCAGACCAGCAUCAAAGCUGGAAUCCCCUUUCUUGCCUCUGCAGAAAUUGAGAUUCGCGCGGAAACAACCCUCCAGUUCACCAAGGGGGCCUCUUAUAAAGAGUCAGAAAACUACACUGUUUCUGUUGAGCACAAAAUCCCACCAAACCACUCCUGUGUUGUCACUAUGAUGGGAUAUAAGUACGGGGCAGACAUCCCUUACACUGCUCGCCUCAGCCGCACCUACAGAAAUGGGGAGACCAAAUGGACCUCCAUCUCUGGGACCUACAAAUGUGUCCAAGUAAGGGAAGUCCAGGCCGUGGUGCAUCCUUGUGAACCUCUGCCUAAUGCCUAGCCCAAAGGAUCCCAGAGCCUCCUCUUCCACCUAAAACACAAUUGACUGUCUUGGAUGCCAGCACACCGGACACAGUGACGUAGCCAAUCAUCUCACUCAUUUUGUGUGGCUGGGGAGAGAAAGGAGGGUAGCAACCCAAGUUUCUCAAACUGCAAAACUGUCAUACAGAAAUGAGUGUGGUAGGAGGCAGAAUCAUAUGUGUACGGACGAGGCUAUCUAAGUACCUGAGGUCUGUGUUCCACCUCAUCCAGAGAUAUGGCUUGUUGAUGAAAUACCAUAUUAAACAUUCGCUAGCUUGCUACAACACAGAGUUGCUUACAGCUCACAAAAACAGCUAAUGCUUUAACUUAUCGAUUAAUGAUGUGCAUAUGUAAACCAUUUUGGGUAGUAUGUAUUGAUGUCUCGAUAAAUGGUAAAUACUUAAAUGGCCAUAGGAAUGGCCAAUGGGGGAAUUGUGG
This is a messenger RNA of Anoplopoma fimbria (sablefish), 1734 nucleotides long. Its product is annotated as natterin-3-like. Lineage: Eukaryota; Metazoa; Chordata; Actinopteri; Perciformes; Anoplopomatidae. The record is from RefSeq and is a predicted model, not a curated record.